AUGUUGGAGGGACUCGUUGCCGGCCUGCUCAACAGGUUUCUGGGCAUGUACGUCAAGAACUUCGACCCAGCACAGCUCAAGGUCGGUAUCUGGUCUGGCGAUGUCAAGCUCAGGAACCUCGAGCUGCGGAGGGAGGCCCUCGACCAGCUGAAGCUUCCCAUCAAUGUCAUGGAAGGCCACCUCGGCGAGUUGACCCUCAUCAUCCCGUGGUCCAAUCUCCGUGGAGCCCCCGUCAAGGUCUUUAUCGAAGAUGUCUUCCUGCUUGCCUCUCCAAGGGAGGAAGCUGCCUAUGACGAGGACGAGGAGGAGCGCAGAAAACAGAGAAUCAAGAUGGAGAAGCUCGACUCGGCCGAACUCCUCAAAGAGAGAUCACAAGAAGGCAUGAGCCAAGAGGAGCAGCAAAAGAGCCAGAGCUUCACGCAGAGCCUGGUCACCAAGAUCGUCGACAACCUGCAAGUCACGGUCAAGAACAUCCACAUCAGAUACGAAGACUCCAUCUCCGCACCUGGCCACCCCUUUGCUCUUGGUGUCACGCUGGAGGAGUUCAGCGCGAUCAGUACCAACGGCGAGUGGAAACCAACUUUCAUCCAAGAUUCCACCAAGAGCACCCACAAGCUCGCCACCCUCGGCGCCCUUGCUGUCUACUGGAACACAGACACAGAGCUGCUUGGCCCGGGACGAGAGAUCACCACCGACGACGACGAGCCCAUGCCCCACGACGAGAUGGUUAGCAAGUUUAAGAGCUUGAUUGGGUCGACAGAGGAUACGAAGCUCAACCACCAAUUCAUCCUACGUCCUGUCAACGGAAAGGCUAAGAUAGUUCUCGACAAGACGGGUGACAUUCACGUACCCAAAGCCAAGGCAAGCUUGCUGUUCGAGGAGAUCGGCCUGGUCAUCGAUGACGACCAAUACCGCGAUGGCCUGAUGAUGGUGGACCUCUUCCAUUACUUCAUCCGACACCAGGAAUACAAGAAGUUCCAGCCAAAGGGCGUCACACCAAAGGAGGAUCCCAGAGCAUGGCUCAAGUUCGCCGGAGAUGCGGUGCUCAGCAAGAUUCACGAGAAGAACCGCAGGUGGUCAUGGGACUACUUCCGCGAACGGCGUGACGAUCGCAAGCGCUACAUUGAGCUGUUCAAGAAGAGGAAACAGCAGCAACAGCUGUCCUCGCAAGAAGGCGACGACAUUAACAAAUUGGAGUGGAAGCUCGACUACGAAGACUUGCGGUUCUGGCGAUCCCUGGCACGAAACCAACUCAAAAAGGAGAACGCUGAAGCCCUGAAAAACCAGCCCCCUAAGCAACAACAACAAGGCUGGGUGUCCUGGGUCUGGGGUGGCGGCGCGAAGCAACCGGAACCUCAGAACGACGACGAGAACACGCAGAUCACAGAGGAGCAACGCAAGGAGCUUUACGACGCUAUCGAUUGGGACGAGAAGACAGCUAUCGCCGAAUCCGUUGACGUACCUCGAGACACCGUCAAGAUGCAGGUUGAGGCAUGGCUGAGCACAGGAAGCUUCACUCUCAAGAAAAGCCACAAUGGCAAGAGAAGCGACCUCCUUAGUCUUCACUUCGACGUGUUCAAGGCCAAGGUCUUACAGCGCCCCGACUCUUUCCUUGCCGACGUCAGCCUGGGUGGCCUCCGUGUCAACGAUGGCACCACUCCCGACUCCCUCUUCCCCGAGAUUGUUCGCGUCAAGGAUGCACCUGAAGUCCACGAGCACAAACAGCUGACCAUUGAAGAGUUGGAGGAUAACGAGGAUGAACCCUUCUUCCACUUCGAGGUUGAACAGAACCCUAUCGAUAAGGAGGGCGACAUAGCACUGUCCGGCUCUCUCAAACCUUUGGAGAUUGUGUGGAACCCGAACUUCGUGGUUGGCGUUGCCGACUUCUUCAGACCUCCAGAGAGGCACAUGGAGUCCAUCACCGCCCUCAUGGAGACCGCCGGUGCCACGGUAGAAACCUUCAGGGAGCAGACACGGGCUGGUCUUGAGUUCGCCCUCGAGGAACACAAGACCAUCAACGCCCAGCUCGACCUUCAGGCCCCUCUCAUUAUCGUACCAGUCAGCAUUAACGUCAAGGAGUCCACCUGUCUGAUUCUGGAUGCCGGUCACAUCAGCGUCAACAGCGAACUGGUUGAUCAAAACACCAUGAAGCAGAUCCAAUCCAAACAGCGACAAUCAUACACGGACGAAGACUUCAAGCGGUUGGAGUCCGUCAUGUACGACAAAUUCUUGGUCAAGCUCUCCUCCACUCAGGUACUGAUAGGACCAUCCAUCGAGGUUACAAAGGCUCAGCUAGCCGAGAAAGAUGACACACAACAUCUCCAUGUGGUGGAGCGCAUCAAUGUGGACUUUGUGGUUGAAACUUCUAUCCUCCCCAAGGCUCCAAACUUGACCAAGCUCAAGGUGUCCGGCCACUUGCCGCUACUGCACGCAACCGUGUCGGAUACCAAAUACAAGAACUUGAUGCGGAUCAUUGACGUCGCCAUCCCCAAGUUCAACCAGGAUAACGAUCAACCGGAGCAGAUCAAAGACUCACAGAGCUCCGCUGUGACGACUAGACCUCGUGGCUUGAGCACCGCAUCGACUCGAUCUCGCUCUCGUAAAGAGUCUUCCCGCCGCAAAUCAGCACAAUUCCCCUUCAUGCAGCAACAGACUGCGAUUGUGAUUGACGACGAUGACGAAGACAGUGAUGAGUUCGAGGAUGCCGACGGCGGCCGAGACAAUAAGGAACAGCUCAAGCUACAGCAGCGCUCUUUCGAGUUCAAGUUCAAGGUCGAUACCCUCAAGGGCUCUCUAUACCGUAGUGACCCAGACAAAAAGAAGCCCGACGCGCUACUUGUCGAGCUUGUCGCCGAAAACUUUGAUCUUCUGUUCUACCUGCGACCAUACGACAUGUCAGCUGAAGUGUCUCUUGGGUCGGUCACUAUCGAUGAUUUCGUCGACAAUCCCUCGGCGGAGUUCAAGUCGAUCGUGUCAUCAGGGGAUCCUGAUGAUCACGAGCAGAACCGCAGUCUCGUCAGUGUGAAAUUCACAAAGGUUAAUCGCCUUUCACCAGAGUUCAUGCCAGUGUACGAAGGCGUGGAGACGAACGUCACAGCUGCGAUCUCCACCAUCAAUCUAGUCGUGACUCGGAAAACGCUCUUGACUCUGUUGGACUUCAUCUUGGCAACAUUCACCGGUAACAACAACGAAGCGGCAACGCCUCAAGAGCAGAAGGCAAUCUCCGAUUCGGAGGAUGACAGCGAGGAAGAUGUCGAGAUCGCAAUCGACAGCCCCCCUGAGGAUGCACCUGCAAAUUCAGGCUCGAUCAGGGUCAAGGUGGACCUUAAGAGUAUCCGGCUGAUCCUCAACAACGACGGAAUUCGCUUGGCUACGUUGUCUUUCAACCACGCGGACGUCGGGGUUUUCCUUUUGGGCAAGACAAUGCGGGUGAAUGCCAAGCUGGGCAACCUCAAUUUGGUCGACGACAUUAACCAAGGCGUCUCCGAGGAGUCUAACUUGAGGCAACUCAUCUCCAUCCAAGGUGACGAGCUGGCUGAUGUCAGAUACGAGACCUUCGACGCUACCAACAAGAAGGCGUACCCUGGAUAUGACUCGUCGGUCUAUCUUCGGGCUGGAUCAGUGAAGCUGAACUUCCUUGAAGAGCCAUUCAGGAAGAUCAUCCAGUUUUUGGUCAAGUUUGGCAAGAUGCAAGCCAUCUACAAUGCUGCUCGUCAAGCCGCCGCAAACCAGGCCAACCAAAUCCAACAGAGCACGUCCAGAUUCAAGUACGAUGUGGUUGUCAAGACUCCAAUCGUGGUCUUCCCUCGUGUGGUCAACCACGGCCAGCCCAAGCGUGACGUUGUCACUGCAUACUUGGGAGAGAUUUAUGCACAAAACAAGUUCGCUCCUUUGGAUGACUCCGAGAACUCCCAAAUAGCAACCAAGAUCAACGCUGGUAUCCGAAACAUCCGCCUCACUUCUGACUUCAACUACCCGGGAGAUCUCUCCGAAGAGCUGGAGCUGAUUGACAAGGUUGAUUUGGGUUUCAACGUCACGUACGCGGAGCAUCAAGACGGCACGAAGCGCCCCGAACUGGAAAUUGAGGGCAGCAUGUCUGAUUUCAAUCUCAAACUCACACAGUAUCAACUCCGCUUCUUGAUGGAGAUCUCCAAGUCCGUUCCGGCGGCGUUUGCCGGCGAUGCCGACGAGCAGAACCAAGAAGCCGAGCGCGAGGUAGACAAAGACACUCUUCAAAGGGCGAAGUCACUGCCAACCGAUAAGAGCAAGGGCGAUGAGCAGCAACUAGUUGACCUCGGGCCUGAACUUUCACCCAAAGACAAAACAUGGACGAAGCUUGACCUGGUCUUCCAAGUCAACACUAUUGGUAUGGAGCUGAUUUUGGCCCCUGACGAAAAGCCAGUCGGCAAGCUUGAAGAUGCUAGCCUUUCGCGCUUUUCCCUGGACGUCACCAAAAUGAAGACGCGGAUGCUUAAUGAUGGGUCUCUUGAGGGCGAGUUCCUUAUCCACUCGUUCACCAUCUAUGACAGCCGCCCGAGGGACACUAAUAAGUUCCGGCGAAUCAUGACAUCGUCCAACAAGGAGGUGCAGCAGCUCAUGGCGAGCAUCACGAUGUCUGGCGGACAGGACAGGAACCUCAUCGCCAUCGUUACUAUCGACAGCCCCCGAAUCAUCUUCGCCCUCGACUAUCUCUUCGCUAUCCAGAACUUCGUCAUGGUUGGUCUACAGCCCGAGGAACCUUCGAUUGUCGACGAUGAGUCGUUAUUGAUCGACACCCCUGACGAGUCCGAUGCGGACGCAGACUCGAUGCAGGUUACUUGGUCAAAGGCCCGAUCGCAGAAGAGCAGCAAGAACGAACAGGAGGAGACCCAAGAUGGCGGAGACGAGAAACCCCAGACCACCAUGAGCAUCGCCUACAGGGUAAACAUCGUCGACGCUCAAGUCAUCCUGAUCGCCAACCCUCUCAGCUCGAGCUCCGAGGCCAUCGUUCUUGGCACCAAGCAAGUUUUGUUGUCCCAACAGCAUGCUUUGACAUUCCAAGUAUCCGAGAUUGGCAUGUUCCUCUGCCGCAUGGACCGCUUUGAGGAUUCCCGACUUCGGAUUAUCGAUGACUUUUCCGUCCAAAUGUCCAUGGAUAGCUCGAAGCCGAACAUCACUAGCAUCCAUGCUGACAUUGAGCCGUUGAUUCUUCGUCUGUCUCUCCGAGAUAUCCUACUCGCUCUCCAGAUUGCCAGCAAAGCCACAGAGCUCUCUGACCAGCAACCGAAAGACCCGAAGUUGUCGUCAUCGGCCGCAGAUGAGAAGGCGAGACAGUUACGCCAAGCUGGUCUUAAGCAGCGAACAGCCAGCGGCAAGGGACCGUCAACCAUUGCGAACAAGACCAUGAUGUCGAAGACACAGACGCAAAAGAUUGCAGCAUCUCAGGCUAGACUAGCGAACAGUGAUCCUCGCGGAACGGCGGUCCAGCAGCCACCCAAGCGGCACGAAGAGCUGUCUGCGACAAUUGAAGGAAUUCGUGUUGUCCUUAUUGGCGACGUUCACGAACUUCCUAUCCUCGAUCUUGGAAUCAAGAACUUCACCGCCACGGCCGAAGACUGGUCUUCGAAUCUCAAGGCUGAGACUGCCAUCGACUUAUACACGAACGUCUACAACUUCUCCAAGUCCGCAUGGGAGCCACUUCUUGAACCCUGGCAAGUUGGUAUCGGAAUGGCCAAGGAUGCUCAGUCUGGUCUAAUGUCCAUUGAUGUCGCCUCCAAGAAGGUCUUUGACGUUACUUUGACAACCGCCACCAUCGCUUUGGCGUCCAAAUCUUUUGCUUUCCUCAGCAAAGACGAGGACGUCCUCGGCAAGCCGCGCGGCGUCGAUGCGCCGUAUCGAAUUAGGAACUACACUGGAUUUGAUGUGGUGGUGCAGUCAAAGAGCUCGACUACAGACGACAAUAUGACGGCCCGUCUAGAAGACGGUCAAGAGGUACCAUGGAGCUUCGAGCCUUGGGAGAAAAUGCGUGAGAAUCUCUCAUCCGAGAGCAGCACCGGUAGUGUCGGCAUCCACCUAGAAGGCAGUGGCUUCGACCCAGUCAAAAACGUCAGGUUGAACCGUGAGGGAGAGGCAAUCUACGGUCUCAAACCCAAGACUGACAACAUCUUGCAUCGUCUCCUGGUUGAAGUUACCCUUGGCAAGGACAACGUCAAGUAUGUCACCCUUCGAUCACCUCUUGUCGUGGAGAACGAGACCCAAAUUCCCGUUGAAUUGGGUGUCUACGACGCACAAGAGGGGCAUCUCCUCAAGAUCGAAAAGAUUGCCCCAGGCGAAAGCCGGCCGGCGCCCGUCGGAGCCGCAUUCCUCAAGUCCCUCCUUGUGCGUCCCGACUCCGGAUUUGGCUAUGCUUGGUCGUCGGAGACCCUUUGGUGGCGAGACUUGUUGAAGCGACCUACAAGAACGAUGGUCUGCAAGGGCGAAAACGGAGAUCCGUUCUACUUCCAACUGAACGCUACAUUUGACAGAUCCAACCCAUUGACCAAGAACUAUCCUUACAUGCGCAUCAAGUUGUCGCCACCAGUGAUCCUCGAGAACUUGUUGCCGUACGACUUCAAGUACCGCAUCUACGACAAGAACACCAAGAAAGACUGGGCAAACUUCCUUCGCAAGGGUGGCCUUAGUCCGGUACACGUCGUUGAGCUUUCCCAUCUUCUUCUUCUCAGCGUCGACAUGCAAGACACUGUAUUCAAGCCCAGCGACUUUGCCAUUAUCAACUCUGGGCAGUCGGACGAUUUCAAGAAGGAAGACAAGCUUCUCUGCAAGGAUUCCGAUGGCCUUCAACUCAACCUGAAACUGCACUACCACAAGAUUCCCAACAGUGGAGGUGCAUUCCGAGUAACGGUCUACAGCCCCUACAUCAUCCUGAACAAGACUGGCCUGGACAUGCAGAUUCGCGCGAAGGGGUUCUUGCAAGGAGCUCGACCAGCCGCAGGCCAAUCCACGUUGUCCUACAACAGGUCUGAAAGAGACCGCCCCAAGGCAACGCCGUUUAUGUUUUCCUUCGGCAACGACGACCAUAGGAACCGCACGCUGUUGCAGAUUGCCGACUCGGAAUGGAGCAAGCCGCAGAGCUUCGACGCUAUUGGCAGUACAACCGAGGUGGUGCUACCCUCUCCUUCUCGAAACACUGAAGUACACAUCGGAAUCACCACUGAGGCGGGUGAGGGCAAGUACAAGAUGACCAAGGUUGUCACCCUGGCACCGCGAUUCGUCCUGGAGAACAAGCUUGGCGAGGAGAUCAAUGUCAGAGAGUCUAGCUCAUCGGGAUUCAUGACUCUCAAACCUGGCGCACACCAGCCUCUGCACUUCAUGCAGAAGACUGCCGUCAAGCAACUCUCCCUCUGCCAUCCCGGGAUGAAUAACCAGUGGACUUCUCCUUUCAACAUCUCUGACAUUGGCACGACCCACAUCAAGAUCGCGAAGGCAGGGCAGAGGCAACGACUGAUCCGCGCCGAAAUCUUGAUGGAGGGAGCCACAGUCUUCUUGCAUCUCAGUAUGGAGACCAAGAAUUGGCCCUACCAGAUGAGGAAUGAGAGUGACACCGAGUUCACCUUUUACCAAGCGAACCCUAGCCUGGAGGAUGAUGGCGUUGAGGACAGAUCCGGGUGGAGACCCAUCAAGUACCGUUUGCCUCCGCGCAGCAUCAUGCCUUACGCUUGGGAUUUCCCUGCCGCCAAGUUCCGCGAGAUCAUCAUCAACGUCAAUGGCAAGGAGCGACACGUCAAGCUGGCUGAGAUCGGUAAUCAGAUUCCAAUGAAGUUCACCUCUGCGUCUGGGCAGCAGAAGAUUAUCGACAUCAAUGUCGCCGCCGACGGUCCGACUCAGACUUUGAUCCUGUCCAACUUCCGACAAUCCAAGAGUCUUUACAGGCAAAAGUCCAAGUCUGGCGCUCGUACCAGCACCGAUGGAUUCGAGGUCAAGGAUCAGGAGACAACUGCGACAUUCCGAGCCCAGCUGAAGCUUUCGGGUAUCGGAAUCUCACUCAUCAAUUCGCAACUGAAGGAGCUCGCCUACGUCACCUUCAGAGAUGUCUCCCUUCGCUACCAUGACGCGCCGCUCACUCAGACGGUCAGCUUCUCAGUGAAGUGGAUCCAGAUCGACAAUCAGCUUUACGGCGGCCUGUUCCCAAUGAUCCUGUACCCUAGCGUCGUCCCGAAGAGAGCUCAAGAAGUCGACGCGCACCCCUCGAUUCACGCCAUGGUCACCCGCGUGAAGGAUGAUUCCUAUGGUGUGCUGUACAUCAAAUACGCCACCGUUUUGAUGCAGCAGAUGACGAUUGAACUGGACGAGGAUUUUGUCUAUGCUGUUCUUGACUUUUCAAACAUUCCUGGAGCUGCAUGGUCUGACAGUAAUGAGGAGGGCAAGCUCUGCGACGAAGAGCUCGACAUUCCGGAGCCGAAUCAGCAACAAUCUGGCCAGGAUAUCUACUUCGAGUUACUGAACAUCCAGCCCAUGCAACUCGACCUCUCCUUCAUGCGCACGGAGCGCGUCAACGCCGAGGACAAGACAUCAUCGCGCAACCCGUUGAUGUUCUUCCUCAACGUCAUGACGAUGGCUAUCGGAAACGUCAACGAUGCACCCAUUCGUCUCAAUGCUCUUAUGCUUGACAAUGUUCGAGUGUCGGUUCCUGCUCUAACCCAGAACAUCUCGAAUCACUACAGUCAGGAGGUGCUCUACCAAAUCCACAAGAUUCUAGGCUCUGCCGACUUCCUGGGCAACCCUGUGGGCCUGUUCAACAACAUCAGCUCAGGAUUGACUGAUGUCUUUUACGAGCCCUACCAAGGACUCAUCCUGUCGGACAAGCCCGAAGACUUCGGAAUCGGCGUUGCCAAGGGUGCUGCAUCCCUGGUGAAGAAGUCUGUUUAUGGCUUCUCUGACUCCUUUUCCAAGUUCACUGGCAGUCUGUCCAAGGGUCUCGCAGCUGCAACCCUCGACAAGCAAUUCCAAGAUCGACGCCGCAUCACCCGCGCCCGAAACCGCCCCAAGCACGCCCUAUACGGUGUCACCACAGGUGCAAACUCCCUUUUCACAAGUGCUGCAUCCGGAGUUGGUGGCCUGGUGCGCAAGCCGCUCGAAGGCGCGGAGCAGGAAGGAGCGCUCGGAUUCUUCAAGGGUAUCGGCAAGGGAGUCGUUGGAUUUGCAACCAAGCCCGCUAUUGGCGUCUUGGACAUGGCCUCGAACGUUUCUGAGGGUAUUCGAAACACAACGACCGUCUUUGAUGGCUCAGAACUCGACCGUGUUCGCCCUGCGCGUUUCGUGCCGUCUGACGGUAUCGUGCGCCCGUACAAUGCCCGUGAAGCUCUCGGCCAGUCCUGGCUAAAGCAAGUCGACAACGGAAAGUACUUCAACGAGAACUACAUUGCACACCUUGAGCUGCCUCGCGAAGACAUGGUGGUCAUGGUCACUUACGCCCGGAUUCUGCUUAUUCGCAGCCGGCGUCUGACAUCGGAGUGGGACGUGCCUCUCAAGGACGUUCAGACAAUCGCAAAGGAGCGAACGGGCCUGAGCCUGACCCUCAGAGGCGGCACAAAUGGUCCAUUCAUUCCCGUCGGCGACGAGAGCGGGCGUGCCUUCCUGUACAAGAUGGUGGCUGUCGCUGUGGAGGAGUUUAACAGGAGGUUCAGAGGAUUGGAGUAA
Molecule: messenger RNA, 9675 nt
Organism: Colletotrichum chrysophilum
Lineage: Eukaryota; Fungi; Ascomycota; Sordariomycetes; Glomerellales; Glomerellaceae
Exons: 2
Coding region: 1-9675 (3224 amino acids)
Biological process (GO): protein retention in Golgi apparatus; mitochondrion organization; late endosome to vacuole transport
Cellular component (GO): extrinsic component of membrane
Source: RefSeq, a predicted model, not a curated record